Messenger RNA from Caenorhabditis bovis, 1647 nucleotides. NCBI's taxonomy places the organism in Eukaryota, Metazoa, Nematoda, Chromadorea, Rhabditida, Rhabditidae. The record is from the annotation of a GenBank genome assembly.
AUGGGUGGCUCGAAAAAGGUGAAAAAUGACAAUCCCCAUACCACAAUUGUUCCGAUUGAGUCUGUCAAAGGACAAAACGUCGACACGGUGCCGAUUUCAUCGAGAAGCCGCAUUUCUGGCGAAAGCGGCCAAUUGAUUGCAGAUGUCCAAUCGCCGCAUGCUAAACGCCAUCGAAUCGUCUUCGACAGGGACCAUAAUGUCUUUGAAUUUCGGCUUUUGGACGGUUCCGGCAAACAUUUGGUGGUUUAUCGUCUUGAUGAGCUUCUUUCAACGACAUGCUUUCCAUUGAAGAUCCGAAAAGGUGUUCCAGUCAUUCCAACGCGGCCAGCUUCUUCUGACAAAACCUUGUUCUUCAAUUUCGUCUACAAAAAGGACAAACAGCGUUGGCGUCUGAAGCAGAUUCCCGUGGUGUUUUAUACAACGUCGGAACGCGAUUAUUGGCAUAGUCUCAUCGACACCACAUUGAGACGUGUUCAGAAUCGCCCGAAGAAUAUUAUCGUGUUCAUCAAUCCGUUUGGCGGAAAGGGAAAAGCCCAGAAAAUUUUCAAAGAUAAUGUUGAAGCGUUCUUCUGGCUGACUCCAGGCCUUCGCUAUAAGGUGAUUCUGACGGAAAGAGCGAAUCACGCGAGGGAUUAUAUCGUGGAAAUGCCGCCGGAGCAAUGGACCGCUCUCGAUGGACUUGUGUCGGUUGGAGGUGACGGACUCUUCAAUGAGCUGCUCUCCGGAGCUCUGUUGCGCACCCAAAACGAUGCUGGCAGAAACAUCGAUGAUCCCAACACGAGUCAUCUCGUCACACCGCACAUUCGAUUCGGCAUCAUUGGAGCUGGUUCGGCCAACUCCAUCGUUUCAACCGUCCAUGAGACGAAUGACUAUGCGACGUCGGCUGUUCACAUCGCCAUUGGCUCCGAGUGCAAUGUCGACGUCUGCACGGUUCACAAAGAUCAGAAAUUGGUGCGAAUCUCGGCCAACGCCAUCUCAUAUGGCUGGCUUGGCGACGUUCUUCGCGAUUCGGAGAGCUAUCGAUGCCUCGGACCGAUUCGAUACCAAUGGAGCGCGCUGAGAACCACAAUCCGCCAUCCGAUCUAUCGUGGCAAAGUGCAAUUCAGCCUUUCGCAUAAGGAGAGCUCGAAUCCCAAAGAUCAGCUGCCGCCAUGUGUCAAACCGUGCGACAUCUGCGAUAAACCGCUAGGUGAUGGAAAUUACGACUAUCAUUGGCACGCUGAGUUCACGCAUGUGAUUUGUUGUGUCAUUCCAACUGUUACACCAUUCACACCACACGGAUUGGCGCCAUUUACAGGCAUUGGCGAUGGCACUCUUGAUCUCGCGAUGGUCCCUCGAAUCUCGCGAUGCCACAACAUGCAGUUUAUGCGAAAAGUCGCCAUGUAUGGCGGCAAGCGGCUUUUCGAGCUCGACCGAAGCCUCAACUGCUACCGUGUCACGAAAUGGUCGUAUCAGCCGGACUCCGAUCAGGAGGAUUCGGGAGUUUGGAAUCUCGACGGCGAGAUUCUCGAACAGCCGAAGAAUGAGCCGCUUCACUUCAAACUCCAUCCGCAAUUGAUCAGCUUUUUCGGACGCGACGCCGCCAUGGUGAAGCCGUCGAAGCGCAGUUUCAUCAGAAAGCGAAAAUCCUCAAUUGUCUAUCAAUAG